UCCUUCAGCGGGUCUUCGGCGGCCGCGAGAAGACCCGGGAGUCACUAGAUGCGCAAGAUGGCGACAGCGGCCGCAACAUCGGCUUCAGAAGCGGAGGCUGAGCCCAAGGCCGGGCCCACAGCGGAGGGCGAGGAGGAUGACGUUAAGACGGCUAGGACGAGGAGGAAGGUGUUGUCGCGGGCCGUGGCCACUGCGACGUACAAGGCCGUGGGGCCGGGGUGGGACCAGCCGGAGGAAGGCGUGAGUGAGAGCGAUGGGGACGAGGAGUACGCCAUGGCUUCCUCCGCCGAGAGCUCCCCUGGGGAGUACGAAUGGGAGUAUGACGAAGAGGAGGAGAAGAACCAGCUGGAAAUCGAGCGGCUGGAGGAGCAGCUGUCUAUCAACGUCUAUGACUACAACUGCCAUGUAGACCUGAUCCGGCUGCUCCGGCUGGAAGGGGAGCUUACCAAAGUGAGGAUGGCUCGCCAGAAGAUGAGUGAGAUCUUUCCUUUGACUGAAGAGCUCUGGUUGGAGUGGCUGCAUGACGAGAUCAGCAUGGCUCUGGAUGGCCUGGACAGAGAGCACGUGUACGACCUCUUUGAGAAAGCUGUGAAGGAUUAUAUUUGUCCUAACAUUUGGCUGGAGUAUGGCCAGUACUCAGUCGGUGGAAUUGGUCAGAAAGGUGGCCUUGAGAAAGUCCGUUCUGUGUUUGAAAGGGCGCUCUCGUCAGUUGGCUUACAUAUGACCAAAGGACUCGCCAUCUGGGAGGCUUACAGGGAGUUUGAAAGUGCCAUUGUGGAAGCUGCCCGGCUGGAGAAAGUCCACAGUCUCUUCCGGCGACAGCUGGCGAUCCCACUCUAUGAUAUGGAGGCCACAUUUGCAGAGUAUGAAGAGUGGUCAGAAGACCCAAUACCAGAGUCGGUAAUUCAGAACUAUAACAAAGCACUACAGCAGUUGGAGAGAUACAAACCCUAUGAAGAAGCACUGUUGCAAGCAGAGUCACCCAGGCUGGCUGAAUAUCAAGCGUACAUCGACUUUGAGAUGAAAAUUGGUGACCCUGCUCGCGUGCAGUUGAUCUUCGAGCGUGCCCUUGUCGAGAACUGCCUCGUCCCAGACCUGUGGAUCCGCUACACUCAGUUCCUCGAUCGGCAGCUGAAAGUGAAGGAUUUGGUUUUAUCUGUACAUAACCGUGCUGUUAGAAACUGCCCAUGGACAGUUGCUCUAUGGAGUCGUUACCUCUUGGCCAUGGAAAGACAUGGAGUUGACCACCAAGUGAUUUCUGUGACCUUUGAGAAAGCUUUGAGCGCUGGCUUCAUUCAGGCCACUGAUUAUGUGGAGAUUUGGCAGGCGUACCUUGAUUACCUGAGGAGAAGGGUUGAUUUCAAACAAGAUUCCAGUAAAGAGCUGGAAGAGCUGAGGUCUGCGUUCACUCGCGCCUUGGAGUAUCUGAAGCAGGAGGUGGAGGAGCGUUUUAAUGAGAGCGGAGAUCCAAGCUGCAUGAUCAUGCAGAACUGGGCUAGGAUCGAGGCUCGACUGUGCAAUAAUAUGCAGAAGGCUCGGGAACUCUGGGACAGCAUCAUGACCAAAGGGAAUGCCAAGUAUGCCAACAUGUGGCUCGAGUAUUACAACCUGGAAAGGGCACACGGUGACACCCAGCACUGUCGGAAGGCCCUGCACCGGGCAGUCCAGUGCACCAGUGACUACCCAGAGCACGUCUGUGAAGUGUUGCUCACCAUGGAGAGGACAGAAGGUACCCUAGAAGAUUGGGAUAUAGCUGUUCAGAAAACCGAAACUCGACUAGCUCGUGUUAAUGAGCAGAGAGUUAAGGCUGCAGAGAAGGAAGCAGCCUUCGCCCAGCAAGAGGAAGAAAAGGCCGAACAGCGGAAAAGGGCACGGGCCGAGAAGAAAGCGUUGAAAAAGAAGAAAAAGACCAGAGGCGCAGACAAGCGCAAAGCAGAAGAGGAUGAUGAGAAGGAGUGGGGAGAUGAUGAAGAAGAGCAGCCUUCCAAACGCAGGAAGGUGGAGAACAGCACUCCUCCAGCCGGGGAAGCACAGGACCUAGAGGCAGAAACCGGCCUCUUUGGGAAGAGUGCGCCUGUAGACGUCGACCCCCCCUCCAAGCAGAAGGAGAGGGCAGCCGCCCUGAAGAGGGACAUGCCCAAGGUGCCCCAUGACAGCAGCAAGGACAGCAUCACCGUCUUCGUCAGCAACCUGCCCUACAGCCUGGGUGAGCCGGACCUGAAGCUCCGGCCGCUCUUUGAGGCCUGUGGGGAGGUGGCAGAGAUCCGCCCCAUCUUCAGCAACCGGGGCGAUUUCCGAGGCUACUGCUAUGUGGAGUUUAAAGAGGAGAAGUCCGCCCUGCAGGCGCUGCAGUUGGACCGGAAGACUGUGGAAGGGAGGCCGAUGUUUGUUUCCCCCUGUGUGGAUAAGAGCAAAAAUCCCGAUUUCAAGGUGUUCAGGUAUAGCACCGCCCUGGAGAAACACAAGCUGUUUGUCUCAGGCCUGCCUUUUUCCUGCACCAAAGAGGAACUAGAAGAAAUCUGUAAGGCUCAUGGCACUGUGAAGGACAUCAGGCUGGUUACCAACCGGGCAGGGAAACCGAAGGGUCUGGCCUAUGUGGAGUAUGAAAAUGAGUCCCAGGCAUCCCAGGCUGUACUGAAGAUGGAUGGCAUGACUAUCAAAGAGAAUGUCAUCAAAGUGGCCAUCAGCAAUCCCCCUCAGAGGAAGGUUCCAGAGAAGCCAGAGGCAAGGAAAGCUCCAGGUGGCGCCAUGGUGCCGCGGCAGAUUUAUGGAGCGCGGGGGAAGGGGAGAACCCAGCUCUCCCUGCUGCCUCGUGCCCUGCAGCGCCCAAGUGUGACAGUCGCCCAGGCCGAGAACGGCCCUGCUCCGCAGCCAGCGGUCACCACCUCAGCAGCCACCGAGGCACCCAAGAUGUCCAAUGCCGAUUUUGCCAAGUUGCUUCUGAGAAAGUGAAUGGGACUCUGGAGAAGGGAAAUGCCUUACUGCACGCUGGCCAGGAAGAGCAGCCGGCACCCAGCUGUACUCUGGGUAUGGAAGGGCCCGGGGCAGCACCCGUCCUGUGUAUUUUCCUCGCGGUUAGACAGAAAGGGAUGAGGGUGUCCAAGGAAAGAGGCUUGAAGUGCUCCCUCAUAUUGAGGGCAAGGGGAGGAAAGUGACCACUCCACGGGUUGAGCCCAGUGUGUAGUUUCUUAAGCUAUUUUUGUGUCUUACAGAGUGAGAAACAGAAGUGAAACUCAAACACACCAUUUUGAGACCUACUUGUCCAAACAUUUUUGGUCAGCUCUGGCCCCCUUUUAUAAGACACUUCUCUUAACAGCCUGCACAGCUCAUGUGCCCGUCACUCUUUUAAUUUUAAAAGACAAAAUGGCAGAUGCUAGUAAUUCACCAGAAUGGCCUAUUUUAGUAAAGGGGUGGUGGGGACUGGGGAAGUCACAUAAAAAACAUUUGAUGGAUUUUUGUUGGGGGGGGGGGUUGUGCGUUUUUAUAUUAUGUAUUUGUAAAUGACACAUCAGCCCACUGUUUUAUGUUUCCUAAAAGCAAAAUAUUUGUGACCUUUGUUUUAUAUGGGAGCUGUGUGUGCCACCUGCUCUGGACCAUUUUCUUUGCCUAGUGAUUAGUGAACCGUGUUCUUUGUCUAAAUACUGAGUUUCAGCCCUUUGGUUUUGUUUAAAUACCACGUCAAGUGCAAACUUAAAUUCUCCCCACUUAGCUUUGUUUAUUAAACUGAAGUUCUCUUCAAAGCUUCUUGCUGAAUGGUACUCAGAUGUGCAUUCAAACGUGGAUGGAUUUUGAAAUGGGUGCACUUGUGUUACCUAACAGAUGUGUAAAUAGAACUUUUGUAAGUCAGA
Molecule: messenger RNA, 3848 nt
Organism: Enhydra lutris kenyoni (northern sea otter)
Lineage: Eukaryota; Metazoa; Chordata; Mammalia; Carnivora; Mustelidae
Gene: SART3
Product: squamous cell carcinoma antigen recognized by T-cells 3
Exons: 19
Coding region: 49-2952 (967 amino acids)
Biological process (GO): RNA processing
Molecular function (GO): protein binding; RNA binding
Source: RefSeq, a predicted model, not a curated record